Messenger RNA from Wasmannia auropunctata (little fire ant), 1502 nucleotides. Its product is annotated as zinc finger protein-like 1. NCBI's taxonomy places the organism in Eukaryota, Metazoa, Arthropoda, Insecta, Hymenoptera, Formicidae. Bases 214 to 1179 code for a protein of 321 amino acids. The record is from RefSeq and is a predicted model, not a curated record. The transcript has 3 exons. Gene Ontology annotation, cellular component: Golgi apparatus.
UGCGAGGGACUGUCAGACGACGUGGCCGACGAAGUAUGGUGGGCAGUGCAAAUAAAGCGGUGAUAUUAUCUCGAGUUUCCGACAUGUCGCGCGGCGACAGGGCUCAAUAAAGCGGGCGCCCGGUUUUGCGAAUUGGACCCUUCGACCGCGCAUUUCCACGGUCGCGUCUCGAUCCCUCUCGUCUCGCGUUUGUCGCGCGCACGACGUUGCAACAUGGGUCUGUGCAAGUGUCCGAAGAGGAGGGUAACGAAUCAAUUUUGUUUCGAGCAUCGAGUCAACGUAUGCGAACACUGCAUGGUUACGGGACACCCGAAGUGUAUCGUACAGUCGUAUCUCCUGUGGCUCCACGAUCAUGAUUACAAUCCAAUUUGCACCCUAUGUUCGGACAAACUGAGCGACGGCGAUUGCAUAAGAUUGACGUGCUACCACAUGUACCACUGGGUGUGCCUGGACCGAUACGCCCGAGAUCUGCCGGCGACGACCGCGCCGGCGGGAUACACCUGUCCCACGUGUAGAGUGUGCAUCUUUCCGCAGCCGAAACUGGUGUCGCCAGUCGCGGACGUUCUGAGGGAGAAAUUGGCCGCUGUCAACUGGGCCCGGGCUGGUCUCGGUUUGCCAUUGCUGAGUGACGACAGGGAACAAAAGCCGGAACAGGAGCGUCCUUCGUCGUCGAUAACUGUGGAGAACUCCAUGUUCCAAAAUCACACAGCGGCUACACCGUCGUCGCCCACAGUCGCCGUGUCUCGUACAAGCAGCACCAUAAAUUCGAAUUCCAUCGUCAGCAACGUACACGCGAACAGUCAAAAGCUCGGCCCGCCCUAUUCGGUCGUGAAUAUCGACUCGUCCCUAGGACUGUCCGCUCCGGCAUCGAGGAAGGUGUGCGAGGCCUACGACGAUCCGAAGGACGUGUCCUUCGACCACGACGAGAAUAAGUAUCAGCGCAAGUCGGCUGUGGAAUGGUUCCGAAGAUGGUGGAAACUGAUAUCGAGGGCGCCCGUACGGCGGAAAACCGCGGGAUCUCUGUACAAGAGAUACGCCGUGUUGACCGUUAUCGGUGUAUUGUUCUUCGUUGGGAUUAUCCUGCUCUUUUCGUGGCUGGGCAGAAUGGCGACCGACGGCGAUCUGAGUUUCGACGUGAAAGCGAAUCCUAAUUUGAAAUUCGAGAAGUCGGUAAUUUAAUGUACUGUGCGCAUCACGCGCGACCACAAUUCGUCGAUUCGUCAUGAGGUACGAAUGAAUAAAUGCAAUCUCUGGAAAUGCGAGGGACGUGGCAGUCGUGAAUAUGUAACUGGAACGCAAUUGCAAUACGUGAAAAAGCACAACUUUGUGGGACAGUAGGACAUUUAUUAUAAGCUUAGUGUAACGUUUGUUAAUUUUUAUGUAAAUUAUAUCUCACAGCGAAGUUGUACAUUUAAAUCUGUAAAGGCUUGUCGAUUUAUAUAAUCUAUGAAACCAUUGUAUGAAAACUAUCAUAUUAAAAACUUGUUUUCUUAUCCAUAUAU